AUGGCCGCUCGCUUGGACCUGGCCAAAGUCAAAGGAUGUGAUGGUGUCGAACCAGAUAAUGUCGAUGUUUAUACUCAGAUCGACGGAGGAGGUUUUAGAGUCACAUAUCAAGAUCAAAUCACUUACAAUACUUGGCUAGCUAGAGAAGCCCAUGCUCGAGAUCUCUCGAUUGGGUUAAAAAAUGAUGUCGAUCAAGUUGGACAUCUUGCAUCACAUUUUGAUUGGGCACUCAAUGAGGAGUGUUUUGCUUAUAAUGAGUGUGAUACACUUCAGCCAUUUAUUAAAGCGAACAAGGCUGUUUUCAACUGUGAAUACAAUACUCAUCGCAACUGUCUGAAGGCAGUGCAAGCCAAAAUGAGCUCAAUUCAAGCACCACUUGCGCUCAACGGAAAGAAUAUGAAAAUGUGCAAUGCACAUGGUCAAUUGGUACCAUUUUAA
This is a messenger RNA of Rotaria sp. Silwood2, 438 nucleotides long. The record is from the annotation of a GenBank genome assembly. NCBI's taxonomy places the organism in Eukaryota, Metazoa, Rotifera, Eurotatoria, Philodinida, Philodinidae.